ACUGUACAGUAUUAUUCAAUUUUAUCUUGGUUGUCGUACAUUUCCAAAUUGCGAUGGGAGGCCACUCUGCUCUACAUGUACUAUUCGAUAAGACAUUGGGAAAUGAACCUAUACCUCGACCUCUUGAUUGGGACAAAUUGGAAAGAAUAAAUGAUGUAGAAAGCGGAAUGGCUUAUUUCAGACAAAAUGAAAAGUUACUACAGGCCACAAUAAAUGACAUUAUUCAGAAUCAACGUAAAAAACGUAGAGCGAUCAAAAAAUACGUGAAGUGUAAAAGUGAACAACAACAUGAAGAAUCCUUCAGUUUAUUUCUCAAAGAAAUGAAUAAACAGUUUGAAAAUAAGAAUCUAAUGUCAUUUCCUGAUUAUUCAACUCUGAAGGACUGCUUCAUAACACAAGAAAAUAUUUUAGAAAGACAGAAGUCUAAUAGCGAAAAUGAGGUUUGCGAACCACCUGGGAUAUUCUCUGAACAAGAUAUUCAGGAUCUGAAUCAGUUAAUUUAUAUCAAAUACGAUAUUUUGUGGAGAUGGAACAAAGCAUUAUUUAACUACGAAUUCGCUUCGAAAUAUAUGGAGCACACACUAAGUUUAUUACAAAGGAUGUAUAACGACUUUUAAUAAAAUGCUGGUUGAAAAUGUCCAUUACAAAUAUUGAUCACAUUAGUUCAAUCUCAUUUGUUCGAGAAUCCUGUUGAAGAUCCUGUAUUGACAUUUAAUAAAUUGCCUUAACAACCAAGUUUAAAUAAAAACCAU
Molecule: messenger RNA, 752 nt
Organism: Schistosoma bovis
Lineage: Eukaryota; Metazoa; Platyhelminthes; Trematoda; Strigeidida; Schistosomatidae
Source: the annotation of a GenBank genome assembly